AUAUCAUUACAAGAACCCUCCGCCUUUGGAUCUACAUACGCUCACUGCCGAUAGUGCCCACCGUGCAUACCUCGCGCUGAUUGGCCCAUCGGAAACUCAUUUUAUUUUUUUAGCGAUGUAUACAAACACCGUCGCCGCCCGCUCUUGUAUUCCAGCAAUUGUGAGCUCCAAGUCGCUGCUCAGCGCUCACGGCCAUGUGUUGAAGUCCCCUUCACGGUGUUCUUGUGCCUGUGUCGACUGCUUCCGAUUGCAUCCCGCCACCGGCCUUGCCUUGUCGCGCGCCACCGAGUGUACCUGCAGCACCCCUGACGCGUGCUUUCCCGACGCAGACAUGUCUGAACGCAUGACGAGGAGCAAGACGGGGAAGACGCCCAGUAAACCCUUUAACCCAGGGUUUGUGGAGACCCCUGGUCGCAAAAAGUACACGCGCAAAUCCAUUCUCACGAACGGUGAAAGCGACUACGAGUCUACGCCCGAGCCCGAAGCAGUCUCGAAGCUUUCGUUUGCGGAGGCGACAAAGGCCGGCAACGGAGACAUCACGGCCAAUGGUAACGGCAAGGUCAACGGACACGCCACCGGCAUCAACGGUGCUGCGAAUGGGCUUCACGACCGCACGAACGGGCAAUUGAACGGCAACACCAACGGGCAUGCGAACGGCAAUGCGAAUGGAAAAGCGACUUCUACGGCACCAAGCGAGCAGCACGAGGAGUUCGGUCCUUACGAUGUCUCUGGCGAGACCGAGUUUGGUGGAACCUUGGGCAUGACUGCUAUGAUGAUCGGCUUUCCUAUGCUCAUGUACUACAUGUGGAUCGGCGCUUUCUUCUACGACGGCAAGCUUCCCGCACCGGCUGACGGCGAAAGCUGGGGUCACUGGGCACAGUACAUGUGCGGUUUGAUCAAGACGGAAGGAUACCCCAAUGCGCGUGCGUGGAAGAUCUACUGGGUGUUUGGACUAGUCCAGAUGGCUUUCUACAUGCUGAUGCCCGGCGUCUAUCGAAAGGGCAAGCCGCUCCCUCACCUGGGCGGCAAGAUGCUGGACUACUAUUGCUCGGGCAUGUGGUCGUUGUACACCAGCAUUGUCAUCGCCUUGGCCUUGCACUUUACUGGCGUAUUCAAGUUGUACACCCUCGUUGAUGAGUUUGGACAUAUUAUGAGUGUGGCCAUCAUCUCUGGUUUCCUCUGCGCUAUUGUCUGCUACAUCCAGGCCAUCGUCCGUGGUAAGACCAUGCGCAUGACUGGCUACCCCAUCUACGACUUCUUCCUCGGUGCAGAGUUGAACCCUCGUCUCUUCGGUAUCCUCGACUUCAAAAUGUUCUUGGAAGUUCGUAUUCCGUGGUACAUUCUCCUGUUUCUUUCCAUGGGUACUUGCCUGAAGCAGUAUGAGGAAUAUGGCUAUGUUUCCGUGGAAGCCAUUUUCUUGCUAUUCGCGCAUUACCUGUAUGCCGGUGCCUGCUCCAAGGGCGAGCAUCUCAUUAUUACGACUUGGGACAUGUACUACGAGAAGUUGGGUUUUAUGCUCAUCUUCUGGAACAUGGCCGGUGUCCCUCUCACCUACUGCCAUUGCACACUCUUCAUCGCCCGCCACCAUCCCUCUGAGUACCAGCUACCAGUGUGGUUUACUGCUCUUCUCACCGUCGCCUACCUCGGCUUCUACUACAUCUGGGAUACGACCAACAGCCAGAAGAACCAGUUCCGCCAGGAGGAGCGUGGCAACGUCGAUGAGCGCACUACGUUCCCUUACUUCAAGUACGGCAAGAUUCACAACCCCAAGACUAUCCCUACGGCGCGCGGCAACAGCAUCCUGUGCGAUGGCUGGUAUGGAAAGGCGCGCAAGAUUCACUACACUUGCGACUUCUUCUUCGCUGUGUCUUGGGGCCUAAUUACUGGGUUCAAGAGCCCAUUCCCGUGGUUUUAUUCUGUCUUCUUCGCCGGCAUGAUCAUCCACCGUGCAAGGCGUGACAUUGAGAAGUGCAGGAAGACCUACGGAGAGGCGUGGGUCGAGUACGAGAAACGCGUGCCGUAUCUUUUCAUCCCGGGUGUCUACUGAUUCUCACGUCUCGAGAAUCUUUCCACUCAUUUCGUAUCUGGCUAGCUUCCGAAUCCCGAUUCAGGCUGGUGUGGCGCCGCGUUGGAGCAGUCUGCAAGCGACUCCGAACAGAUGCCCUUGUAACAUUCUCUGCACAUUCUUGUCACAUAUUCCUUGGUUAUUAUCUAGCUACGUGGGAACGUGGUACUACGGUGCGCAUGAGGACAAAGCAAAGUAAUAGUAAUGAUGAGUUGACG
Messenger RNA from Paraphaeosphaeria sporulosa, 2283 nucleotides. RefSeq lists its product as uncharacterized. The record is from RefSeq and is a predicted model, not a curated record. Lineage: Eukaryota; Fungi; Ascomycota; Dothideomycetes; Pleosporales; Didymosphaeriaceae. Gene Ontology annotation, molecular function: Delta24(24-1) sterol reductase activity. The transcript has 3 exons. Gene Ontology annotation, cellular component: endoplasmic reticulum membrane. The coding region runs from base 332 to 2047 and encodes 571 amino acids. Gene Ontology annotation, biological process: ergosterol biosynthetic process.